This is a messenger RNA of Cyclopterus lumpus (lumpfish), 902 nucleotides long. RefSeq names its product protein MFI-like. Bases 63 to 833 code for a protein of 256 amino acids. Lineage: Eukaryota; Metazoa; Chordata; Actinopteri; Perciformes; Cyclopteridae. Gene Ontology annotation, molecular function: protein binding. The transcript is spliced from 8 exons. The record is from RefSeq and is a predicted model, not a curated record.
AACCUAAUGAAAUACAUUGUCAACGUGUGUUAAAUAUACAUUAGCUAAAGGACAGAUGCACGAUGAGCUCAUGGGAAGAGGAUCCACGGAGGCUACAGGAGACACUGCAGCAGAUAGCAGUCAGAAUAAUUCAGAAGAACUGGAGAGGAUACAUGCACAGAGUGGUCUUCAAGUAUUUGAAAGAGCUUAUCAGCCGUUACAAACAGCAGGCUCCCCGAGCGAUCCUAAAAGCUGUCAAUCCCAGAGAGGCCGAGUUGCUGGAUGCUGCUUCUGGCGUGUUCAUAAGAUUUCGACUCGGAGGGAGUACCUUUCCUCCCAACAUAUAUUACAAGAUCUUCACGUACAGACCCAUUGCAGACCUGUGUGCCAACAGCCUGAAGGACUACACCCCACCAGGAUCAGGAUCGUUCCAGCGCAUGGACAACAACAGCUGGAGGCUCUUCUGUAGAAAGGCGGUUCCCAUGAAUGAGCCCAAAGAGAUCUGUGCGAACAAGGAAAUGAAGUUUCACUACUCCAGGUUGCAGCGGCAGCGAGACGUAGACAACCGGCAGAAGAAGAGGGGAAUUGAAUGGAAGAAGAAGAUGUAUGACCAGGGCCGCCAGCUGGAGCUUCGACAGAUGUUGGCGGCAAUACUAGUGGUGGAUUCCGGACAGGAAGCAAUGGGCGCCAUUGAAGAGAAGGGUCAAGAUGAGGUACUGGACCGGGAGGUGGAGGAGCUGACUGCCUGGAUCAAUACUCUCAACUUUGAUGAGUAUAUAGAGGAGUGGAAGUGUCUGGCUUGCAGUCACCCCUCUGAGCCACACCAUGGUGAACAUUUGAAACAACAGAAAUGACUCAUGGUUGGAUCCACAGGAGUCUGCUGCUGUGGCUGAUGAAGACAGAAUAAAAUAAUGCAUGUCAAA